AUGCACCAGACGCCAAAGCAAGUCUGGGCCCACAGAAAUCAGCUAACGGAGUAUCAAGUAUGGGUAGCGUAUCGAGUUGCGGUACGGCAGCUCAACUUGUACCACGAAGGCAAGAAACAUGACAGCAGUUGCAGAAAACUAGCAGCAUGUCAAGGGCAAAAGGAAACGAUGGAGCACAUCUUCUGGGAGUGCUCCUGCGCCCAGGCUUUGGAGAAGAUGCAGAAAACAUACCCGGACGACAUUAAGCACAUCAUACUGGAAUGGAAACGCAUCUGGCAUAUCCUGUGCACAAUUUGCCUUACCAGCCUGUGGACACAGCGCAACAGGGUCGUCUUUCAACAAGCCCAGGUGACAGAGGAUUCCAGUGCGACAGAAUUUUGGGGGACGGCAAUGCGUCAGCUGAGAGCGCUGGGGAAACGUGAAUGCCGACAACCGGAGACUCAAUUGCGAGGAACUCAUUUACUUCUAUGCCUGCGGGUACUAGAACAAAAACCACGAGAGCACCCGAGACAGCGGGUGAGCCCCGUACAAUUACCGGACUCGCAAGAGGAACCGGCGUUGCUAACCAGGCUUAGGAAAUACCAGACAGCUAGUCGUCGUUAA
Phytophthora infestans T30-4 is the source of this 603-nucleotide messenger RNA. RefSeq lists its product as uncharacterized. Lineage: Eukaryota; Oomycota; Peronosporomycetes; Peronosporales; Peronosporaceae. The record is from RefSeq and is a predicted model, not a curated record. The transcript has 2 exons. Bases 1 to 603 code for a protein of 200 amino acids.